Messenger RNA from Coregonus clupeaformis (lake whitefish), 7261 nucleotides. RefSeq names its product cytoskeleton-associated protein 5-A. Gene Ontology annotation, biological process: microtubule polymerization; centrosome duplication; mitotic spindle organization. Gene Ontology annotation, molecular function: microtubule plus end polymerase activity; microtubule plus-end binding. The transcript is spliced from 45 exons. Lineage: Eukaryota; Metazoa; Chordata; Actinopteri; Salmoniformes; Salmonidae. The record is from RefSeq and is a predicted model, not a curated record. The coding region runs from base 143 to 6346 and encodes 2067 amino acids. Gene Ontology annotation, cellular component: kinetochore; centrosome; spindle pole.
UGGUUCACCGCCCUUGGAGGCGGAUUCAAAGCUUGGACUGGAGAGAGUAAUGGUCGAAUAUUGGCUCCAUCUAAAUAGCUAACAUUAUUUUGCAUACCAGAAAGACCCCAGUUGAAUUUGUAAGGCAAACACAGAGGUCAUCAUGGGUGAUGACAGUGAGUGGAUGAAGUUGCCCAUCGACCAGAAGUGCGAACACAAGGUAUGGAAAGCCAGACUAAAUGGCUAUGAAGAAGCCCUGAAGCUCUUCCAGAGGAUAGAGGACGAGAAGAGCCCAGAAUGGGGCAAAUACCUGGGCCUGCUUAAGAAAUUUGUGACCGACUCAAACGCCGUGGCCCAGCUGAAGGGCCUAGAGGCAGCAUUUACCUACAUUGAGAAGGCUCAUGUGGCUGGCAAAACAUCAGGAGAGGUGGUGUCGGGCGUGGUCAGUAAAGUGUUCAACCAGCCUAAAGCCAGGGCCAAAGAGCUGGGCUCAGACAUCUGCCUCAUGUACAUAGAGAUCGAGAGGGCUGAGGUGGUUCAGGACGAGCUCAUCAAAGGCCUCGAUAACAAAAACCCCAAGAUUGUCGUCACCUGUAUUGAAACUUUAAGGAAGGCACUUAGUGAGUUUGGGUCCAAAAUUAUUACUCUGAAGCCAGUGGUGAAAGUUUUGCCCAAACAGUUUGAGUCGAGAGAAAAGGCGGUUCGAGACGAGGCCAAACUACUAGCAGUAGAGAUUUAUAAAUGGAUCCGGGAUGCGCUUCGACCUCCUCUCCAGGGCAUCAACUCUGUUCAGUUGAAGGAGCUGGAGGAAGAGUGGGUGAAGCUGCCGACGACAGCCCCCAAACAGAGCCGCUUCCUCCGCUCACAGCAGGCCCUCAAGGCCAAGUUUGAACAGCAGCAGGCAGCUGGAGGAGACGAGGCAGAUGGAGAUGAUGAUGACGAACCUGCACCUCAGGUAGACCCGUAUGAGCUGCUGGAAGCAGUGGAGAUCCUCUCAAAACUACCUAAAGACUUCUAUGACAAAAUUGAGGCCAAAAAAUGGCAGGAGAGGAAAGAGGCCUUGGAAGCAGUGGAGACCUUGGCUAAAAACCCUAAAUUGGAGAAUGGCGACUUUGGUGACUUAGUCAGAGCACUAAAAAAGGUUAUUGGUAAAGAUGCAAAUGUUAUGCUGGUGACCCUGGCAGCCAAAUGUGUGGCUGGACUAGCAGCUGGGCUCCGGAAGAAGUUUGGAACAUAUGCAGGACAUGUGGUGCCAACGAUUUUAGAAAAGUUUAAAGAGAAGAAACCACAAGUGGUCCAGGCCUUGCAAGAGGCUAUUGAUGCAAUCUUCCUUACUACAACUCUCCAGAAUAUCAGUGAGGAUGUGUUGGGUGUGAUGGACAACAAGAACCCUUCCAUCAAACAGCAGGCCUCUCUGUUCCUGGCCAGAAGCUUCCGCCACUGCACCCAAGCCACGUUGCCAAAGAGCAUGCUCAAAGCUUUCUGCCCUGCAUUUCUCAAGCAAGUGAAUGAUUCGGCCCCAGAGGUGAGAGACGCUGCGUAUGAAGCUUUGGGGACAGCCAUGAAGGUGGUGGGGGAGAAGGCUGUCAACCCAUUCCUGGCUGAUCUGGACAAACUCAAGCUUGACAAGAUUAAAGAAAGUGCUGAUAAGGUGGAACUGCCUGGAAAGAAAGGAGGAGGUGGUGGAGGGGCGGAGAAGAAGGCACCUGCUGCAAAGGCAGCACCGCCUGCUGAGGCUCCAGCUAGAUCCUCUGCACCGCCCAAGAAGGCCCCAGCAGCUAAGUUUGGUGGACCUCCUAAGAAAGGUAAACCUGCCUCCGCUCCGAGUGCGAAAGGAAAGAAAUGUUCUGAAACAAAGGAAUUCAUAGAGACCGAGCUAUCGAUUGAGGUGUGUGAGGAGAAGUCCGCCGCGGUGCUCCCUGCCUCCUGCAUGCAGCUGCUGGACUCUGCUAACUGGAAGGAGAGACUGGCCAGCAUGGAGGAGUUUCAGAAGGCUGUGGAGCAGAUGGACAAGAGUGAGAUGCCCUGCCAGGCUCUGGUUAGGAUGCUGGCCAAGAAACCAGGCUGGAAAGAGACUAACUUCCAGGUGAUGCAGAUGAAGCUUCACAUUGUGGGUCUGAUAGCCCAGAAGGGAUCCUUCUCCAAGACGUCAGCCUUCGUGGUGUUGGACGGCCUGGUGGAUAAAAUAGGAGAUGUGAAAUGUGGGGGCAAAGCCAAGGAGGGCCUGACUGCUACCGCUGAGGCCUGCUCCCUGCCCUGGACAGCUGAACAGGUGGUCUCCAUGGUUUUUGCACAGAAGAAUCCUAAAAAUCAAGCUGAAACCCUCAACUGGUUGGCUAACGCCAUGAAGGAAUUUGGAUUUGCUGGCAUCAAUGUGAAGGGUUUCAUUAACAAUGUAAAGACGGCGUUGGGAGCGACCAACCCUGCGGUGCGGACAGCAGCCAUCACCCUCCUAGGAGUCAUGUACCUCUACAUGGGAGCUCCUCUACGCAUGUUCUUCGAGGAUGAGAAACCUGCCCUGCUGAAACAGAUAGACGAUGAGUUUGAAAAGAUGCAAGGCCAGUCUCCUCCGACUGCGUUCAGAGGAGCCAAGAAAGGAGGAGCAGAGGAGGAUGGAGAGGAGGCAGACGAGCAGGAGGAGGAUGGAGGAGGAGGAGGAGCACCUGACAUCAUGGAUCUGCUACCUAGAACUGACAUUAGUGAUAAGAUCACACAAGACAUGGUGGAUAAGAUAGGUGACAAGAACUGGAAGAUUCGUAAGGAGGGUCUGGAUGAGGUGGCAGCCGUCAUCUCUGAGGCCAAGUUUAUCCAGCCCAGCAUAGGAGAGCUACCCGUGGCACUGAAGGGACGCCUCAACGACUCCAACAAGAUCCUGGUCCAGCAAACCCUGACCAUUCUUCAGCAGAUAGCCGUAGCGAUUGGCCCAGCUCUGAAGCAACAUGUCAAGAACCUGGGUAUGCCCAUCAUCACUGUACUGGGAGACAGCAAGACCAACGUGCGUGCUGCUGCCAUGACAACCCUGCAGGCCUGGGUAGAACAGACCGGCAUGAAGGACUGGCUGGAGGGAGAGGACCUGUCUGAAGAGCUCAAGAGAGAGAACCCCUUCCUUAGGCAGGAGGUGCUGGGCUGGCUGGCAGAGAAGCUCCCCACCAUGCGUACGGUGCCCUCUGACCUGAUGCUGUGUGUGCCCUACCUGUACUCCUGUCUGGAGGACCGCAAUGGAGACGUGAGGAAGAAGGCCCAGGAUGCCCUGCCCACCUUUAUGAUGCAUUUGGGCUACGAGAAGAUGUUAAAGGCCACUGGCAAACUCAAGCCCGCCUCGAAGGAGCCAGUGUCUGCCCUGCUGGAGAAGGCACGGGCAGUGAUGCCAGCCAAGCCUGCUCCACCUCCUGGCAAAGCUGGCGCAGCCAAGUCUAUCAGCGGCGGUGCCCCUGCUGCAAAGUCAGCUUUGUCUAAAGCUAAACCUAAAGCUGUUAUUGAUGACUAUGAUGAUGACGACGAGCCUGAGCAUGAGACUAAGACUAAGAAAGUGGUUAAGGCUGGAGCUGCUAAAAAGAACGCCCCCCAGGAAUCUGUUGCGAGCUCGGAUAAAGAUAGUGUCAGUAGUCCUAAAAGACUUACAAAGGGGAAGCGUAGCAGCCAGCAGGGUGUGCUUGGGAAGAAGGCCCCGGUCACUAAGGCCACUGCCAAGGAUGAGGAGGACAGGUCAGGUGUUAUCUUUAUGCUGGUGCCCAACGGCAAGGAACAGAGGAUAAAGGAGGAGAAAGGGCUGAAGGUGUUGAAAUGGAAUUUCCAGACCCCUCGAGAUGAGUAUGUGGACCAGUUGAAGACUCAGAUGUCUACCUGCUUCGCCAGGUGGCUCCAGGACGAACUCUUCCACGCUUCUGACUUCCAACGCCAGGUGAAGGCUAUUGGGGUCAUGGGAGAGCGUAUGGAGGAUGAGCUUGAGGGCACAGUCAGCUGCUUGGACCUGAUCCUGAAGUGGUUCACGCUGCGUUUCUUUGAGACCAACAGCACUGUGCUGAUGAAAGUUCUGGAGUACCUCAAGCUGCUCUUCCCCAUGCUGAGCAGAGAGAACUACCACCUCAAUGAAUACGAGGCUUCCUCCUUCAUCCCCUACCUCAUCCUCAAAGUUGGGGAAUCGAAGGAUGUGGUGCGUAAAGAUGUGCGUGCCAUCUUCACCAUGCUUUGUAAGGUCUACCCCGCCAGCAAAGUCUUCCCUUUUCUCAUGGAUGGGACCAAGUCCAAGAACUCCAAACAAAGAGCUGAAUGUCUUGAGGAGCUAGGCUGUCUGAUAGAGAACUAUGGGAUGAACGUCUGUCAGCCAACACCAGCCAAAUCCCUGAAAGAGAUCGCUGUUCACAUCGGAGACAGGGACAAUUCAGUACGCAACGCUGCCCUCAACACAGUGGUGGCUGUGUACAAUGUCUGUGGGGACCAAGUCUACAAACUCAUUGGCAAUCUGUCUGAGAAGGAGAUGAGUAUGUUAGAGGAGAGGGUCAAGCGCUCGGCUAAGAAGACCCCAGCAGCAGCCCCACCACCCACCAGACAGACUGCAGAGAGAGAGAGGCCCCAGAGAGAACACCCCUCCAACCCCAAUGCUACCUUCAUGAGGAAGCCUGCUCAGCCACCUCAGGAGGAAGUGCCCAACAAGCUCAAAAUAAUGUAUCGCACUUAUAGGAUCCAAGCGCGGGCUCAGAACGCUAUACGGGAACACUCGCACCCGUCCAUCCCCAAGGAGUUUCAGCUGGAUCUGGACAUGAUUGAGAACGACCACACACGGGUCAGUGAGCUGCCCGACCUGGUCCAACACAAACUGGACGAACUGCUGGAGCCCAUCAUGAUGCCAGAGCCCAAGAUCCGCUCUGUCUCGCCCCACUUUGAUGAUCUUCACAACAGCACCGCUUCCACCAUCAACUUUGUCAUUUCCCAGGUGGCCAGUGGAGACAUCAACACCAGCAUACAGGCUCUGGCACAGAUUGAUGAGGUGUUGAGGCAGGAGGACAAGGCGGUGGCCAUGUCAGGUCACAUCGACCAGUUCCUCAUCGCCACCUUCAUGCAGCUGCGCCUCAUUUACAACACACACAUGGCCGACGACCGCCUCGACAAGAAGGACAUCUUCAAGCUCUACAGCUGCAUCAUCGGCAACAUGCUCUCAUUGUUCUCUAUGGAGAGCCUGGCGCGAGAGGCGUCUAUGGGGGUUCUAAAGGACCUGAUGCACGGUCUGAUCACGCUGAUGCUGGAUGCCCGGGUGGAGGACAUCGAGGACGGACAGCAGCUCAUCCGCUCCGUCAACCUGCUAGUGGUCAGAGUACUGGAGAAGUCUGACCAGACCAACAUCCUCAGUGCUCUUCUAGUGCUGCUACAUGACAGCCUAACCACCUCAUCAGGGUCUCCUAUGUUCUCUGAACUGGUCAUGAAGUGCCUGUGGCGUAUGAUCCGGUUCCUGCCAGACACCAUCAACAGCAUCAACCUGGACCGCAUCCUGUUGGAUGUCCACAACUUCAUGAAGGUGUUCCCCAAGGAGAAACUGAAGCAGCUGAAGUCUGACGUGCCCCACAGGACUCUCAAGACCCUGCUGCACACACUGUGUAAACUCACUGGAGCCAAAAUCCUGGACCACAUGUCCAUGAUAGAGAACAGGAAUGAUUCUGAGCUGGAGGCCCACCUGAGACGAGUGGUCAAACACUCUGGAAACUUCUCUGGCAUGAAGUCUGACCGGGGCACAGAGAAAGGACAGGAUGACAAGAUGUCUAAAGCUAAAGUGAGCGACAUCCUCUCUGAGAUCUUCAAGAAGAUUGGCUCCAAGGAAAACACAAAAGAGGGCCUGACUGAGCUAUAUGAGUAUAAACAGAAUUACUCAGACACUGACCUGGAGCCCUUCCUGAGGAACACGUCUCAGUUCUUCCAGAGCUACGUGGAGAGAGGCCUCCGCAUGAUCGAGUCUGAGAGAGAGGGCAAAGGCAGGAUCCAGACUUGUAGCACAGUGAUUCCCCAACAUGGCCUAGACUCUGGCUCAGUGCCUCUGAACGGAGAGGAGAUGAAACCUGCAGUGUACUACGAGAGACUGAAGAUACUGAGACAGAGACAGGGACUGGAGAACAACUCCAGGCAGGCUCAGCUGUUGCCGCAGGAGGAGGGGGACAGUGGACAGACGCGUCCCAUGACGUCCCUGCUGUCCAAGCCCUCGGUGGCCUCCUCCACAGACAUGCUCCAAAGCAAACUGUCUCAGCUCAAAGAGUCCCGCGAGUCCCACUUCCAGCAGGAGCAGUCCCACUCCCACAGCCCCACACGCUGCUCGUCCCCCUCCGCCAACCUCGACGACCUCAAGAAGAGGCUGGAACGGAUAAAGAGCAACCGCCAAUAAACAACCCCUGACCGCCAACCCCAUCUCUAUACCCAGUCUAUCCAAUGUGUUAGCCAGCCCCCACCCUCGACCCCGAUACCCACCAAGCCUUGGCUUUACCAACACCCUGCUCUUUUCCUGGCCUUCUUUUUCAGGGCAACCCCCUCUGUGUAUAAAUUUGAAAAAAAGCACCCGUCUCAUUGUACAAUAUACUGUAAGUGGACUAUUUUUUUGUUGAGUAUCGUGGCACUAUUGUCUGUAUAUACUCAUGGAUGCUAACCACUCAGUGCUUUUUAAGUGUCAAGUUAGGGUUAUAGUGUACAGUUUCCAUGUGCAGAAUGCUGUAAUAUGUGUAACUUAAUCUAGCCUUUUUUUUGUUGUUGAAGGAUUUAGAAUUCCAUGGUCAAACCAUAACAUUUCUCUUCUGUGCAGGGUUGGGGUCAAUUCCAUUUUAAUUCAGUCAUUUCAAGAAGUAAAGUGAAAUUCCAAUUUUUCCUCAUAGAGAAGCAUUUAGGAAAAUCUGAGUAGGAAUUGGAAUGUCAGUUUACUUCUGGAAUUGACCCCAACCCUGUUUCCAGGCCCUGUCAGUUCAUACCACUGUUAGCUAAACUUGCUAUUUUGCUUUUCCAUCUAUGAAGUUAAAACUCAUCAAACUUGAAGGAUUGAUUCUGUUCUCGAAGUAAAGGAAGGAGCAUGGCAUGAAGUAAUUGUUUUGUAAAUAAGGUUUGCAUUACUAAAAUAUGCUUAUUAAAUCAUUGGUUUAAUAACGCUCCCAUCUUGCAUAUUGUAGCAGAAUGUUGCUAAUUCUGAUGCAUUGUUUUUGUAUUUAACUCAAAUGGAAGUAGUCUUACAUUUUUGCUCUUAUUGGUUUUAAGUGUAUAAUCUAUUGUGAAAAUGGCAAUAAAGUAUGUUUUUUUUUUAUUUUAACAAACUACC